CUCUCUAACUUCAUUAAAUAAUACUAAUGAACAUUAUAAAGAAGAAAAUCAAAAGCUAAAUUUGGAUUUUAAUAUUGAAAUAUUAUCUUUUGUUAAUUAUAUUUUAGAACAAGAUGAAUCACAAAAAGAAAAUAUAGAUUCUAAAAUUAAGUUAGCAUAUAAUAUUUCUUAUUUUAGAAUAUGA
This is a messenger RNA of Scutellospora calospora, 184 nucleotides long. NCBI's taxonomy places the organism in Eukaryota, Fungi, Glomeromycota, Glomeromycetes, Diversisporales, Gigasporaceae. The record is from the annotation of a GenBank genome assembly.